Molecule: messenger RNA, 1516 nt
Organism: Aspergillus piperis CBS 112811
Lineage: Eukaryota; Fungi; Ascomycota; Eurotiomycetes; Eurotiales; Aspergillaceae
Product: tellurite-resistance/dicarboxylate transporter family protein
Exons: 1
Coding region: 1-1188 (395 amino acids)
Biological process (GO): malate transmembrane transport
Cellular component (GO): membrane
Molecular function (GO): malate transmembrane transporter activity
Source: RefSeq, a predicted model, not a curated record
AUGCAUUCAAUGACCUUUGUUGACAGAAUUUGUCGGGUCUCCUGGGGAUGGUUCUCAGUCUCGAUGAGCACUGGGAGCAUUGGUACUCUGCUUUACAACACUCCUCACAAGUUUUCUGGUCUUAUGAUUAUUGGAAAGAUAUUUUUCAUUCUUGAUAUUGUCACUUAUUUGGCCAUUUGGGCUUCUCUCAUCACACGAUUCACACGAAACCGACACGCCUUCAGAAAUACAUUCAACGACCCGGAGGAAGCCUAUCUCAUUCCUACAGCUGCUUUGGGCUUCGCUACUAUACUUUUCGGAAUAGAAUGUUAUGGCGUUCCUGCCUGUGGAGAUUGGCUGAAAUAUGUUCAACUGGUCCUGUUCUGGGUCUAUACAGCCGUGGCAAUAUCUCUGGCAGUUGGCCUUAACUGGCAUCUUUACCAGACCCGUAUGGCUUCUCGCCAACCUUUCUGGCUUGUGCGCCUCCUUCCGUCCUUUCCGGCCAUGCUCGGCGGUACCACUGCUUCACUACUCGCUGGCGCCCAGCCUAAUCACUUUGCCAUCCCUAUUCUUAUUGCUGGAACGUGCUUGCAGGGUUUUGGCUUCUUGAUUUCUCUAUUCAUACUAGGUGAAUACUUCUACGGCCUUCACCACCAUGGCCUACCGCCCAUGCGCCGCAGACCUCAGAUGUUCAUUGCUAUUGGACCACCGGCGUUUACUGCAGUCGCGCUAAUGGGCAUGGCCGAGGUUGCAACAGAAAAAUUCCCUGCUCAUUAUAUCCCUUUGGCCUCGCACGUCAACACCGCAGAAAUUCUACUCAUUCUUGCGGUAUUCUUGUCGAUUUUUAUGUGGAUCUUCUCUUUCUUUCUGUGGAUGCUUGGGUGGCUUAGCAUCCUGGCUGCCCACCAUGAAUGGAAGUUUGAUAUCACUUGGUGGGCAACUGUGUUUCCAAAUACUGGGUUUGCUUUGGCAACAAUAAAAAUCGGCGAUUUGGUUGCUUCGAAGCCUAUCCAGUGGGUUGGCAGUGCAGCUACCAUCAUUCAAGUCGCUCUAUGGUUAGGCUGCUUUUUUCUCCACAUAUGGGCGUACCUUACCCGCCGGACGUUGUGGCCAGGCAUGGAUGAGGGAUUUGAAGCAGAGGGACACAUUGGUGAAAGGCUUGAUAUGGAAGGAGAGGUUAUGUCCUCUAAACAUUCAGUGGCAUCAUAGAUAAUUAGCAUCUAUUUAAGUCUCCUUAUAGGUUCAAGAUCGAUCUAAAAAAUUGCUGCAGCUUUCCCAAUGUACCGCCUCUACUUUUGGACUAGAAAUUAUCUCGGGUUGUGGGUUUGUGCGUCGCUCUUCCUAACUUUCGAGUGCGUUUGAUCUCCACCCAUCCCGAGUAGAGGCUUGGCCACCUUGGCAAUGUCUUGAUUUUGAGAGAUGUUGAAGGAAACUGCUGAUAUGGCUGCACUCUUUCAACACCAGGACCAUAUCGUUCAAUGCCCGUGAUCGACUUUUUCGGGCGUAUCAUGUCAUAAGCGCACUGCUGCACGUCGAU